GUGGCGAGUGGAGGUGCGCGAGUGCCGGGCGGGCCUCCAUAUUAUAAAUCCUAGGAUGAAAUUGAAUUAUCUUUUCUUUCUUUGCUUACUUCCCUAACCGCCGCCAUGAAACGGUUCACCAAGAUCAUGGUGGACGGCCUGCGGUCAACGGUACAGCCUCCAAAGGUUGAAGAAAUUGCCGUUGUGGAGACUCUACAGGCGGAGGCUUUUCAGAUCGCUAAGGAUUUUCUUGAUUUCCUUGCGUUGGGGGGACGAAGCAGCAGGUGGGGCCGAGGACAGCCGCGAGCCACCAGGUCGGUGCGCGGGGAGGGGAGAGCGAGUGUUGUCCACACCACCCCACGCCCCAGCCGCCUCGACACGGACGACACCACCAUCACCAUCAGCAUCACCAGCACCAUCAGGAGCGCCAGCAGCACCAACAGCACCAGCAGCAGCGUCAGCACCAUCAGCAGCAUCACCAGCACCAGCAACGGCAGUCACUGGCACCUGGCCGCCACGCAAGCCCCAGCCUCCAGCUUCAGCCGGGUGUGUGUGUGUGUGUGUGUGUGUAUGUAUGUGUGUAUGUAUGUAUGUGUGUGGGUGUUUCUACCCCUCCCCCUCUCCCCGUAGCCACCUCUUAAUCCCCUCACACAAUUUACUGACCCCAUUAACCCACCAUUCAACACCCUACAUGACCCAUUUCCGACACGCACCCACUCCCAUAUCCUCCUUCACCAUACACCCCCAUACCCCCCUCUGUAGCUACUUUUAACCCCCCUCACACAAUUUACUAACCCCAUUAACCCACUGUUCGACACCCCACAUGACCCAUAUCCGACACGCACCCAGUCCCAUAUCCUCGUUCACCAUACCCCCCAUACCCUUUCUGUAGCCACCACUAACCCCCCUCACGCAAUUUACUGACCCCAUUAACCCACUGUUUAACACCCCACACGGCCCAUUUCCAUCACCCACCCACUCCCAUUUCCUCACUCUCCAUACCCCCCCUCAUACCCCCCUCCGUAGCCACUUUUAACCCCCCUCACGCAAUUUACUGACCCCAUUAACCCACUAUACAACACCUCACUCGGCCUAUUUCCGACACCCACCCACUCCCAUUUCCUCGGUCACCAUACCCCCCAUACCCCCCUCCGUAGCCAUCUCUAACCCCCUUCACACAAUUUACUGGCCCCAUUAACCCACUGUUCGACACUCCACAUGGCCCAUUUCCGUUACCCACCCACUCCCAUAUCCUCACUCACCAUACCCCCCCAUACCCCGUCCGUAGCCACCUCUAACCCCCUUCACACAAUUUACUGGCCCCACUAACCCACUAUGCGACACCCCACAUGACCCAUUUCCGACAUGCACCCACUCCCAUUUCCUCGUUCACCGUACCCCCCAUACCCCCUCCGUAGCCACCUCUUACCCACCUCACACAAUUUACUGACCCCCUUAACCCACAAUUCGACACCCCACAUGCCCCUUUUCCAACAUGCACCAACUCCCAUUUCCUCGUUCACCAUACCCCCCAUACUCUUUCCGUAGCCAGCUCAAACCCCCUCACACAAUUUACUGACCCCACUAACCCACCAUUCAACACCCCUCACGGCCCUUUUUCGUUACCCACCCACUCCCAUUUCCUCGGUCACCAUACCCUCCCUCAUACCUCUCUCCGUAGCCACCUCUAACCCCCCUCACACAAUUUACUGACCCCACUAACCCACUAUACGACACCUCACACGGCCCAUUUCCGUCACCCACCCACUCCCAUUUCCUCGGUCACCAUACCCCCCAUCCC
Eriocheir sinensis (Chinese mitten crab) is the source of this 1780-nucleotide messenger RNA. RefSeq lists its product as uncharacterized. The transcript has 2 exons. Lineage: Eukaryota; Metazoa; Arthropoda; Malacostraca; Decapoda; Varunidae. Bases 106 to 609 code for a protein of 167 amino acids. The record is from RefSeq and is a predicted model, not a curated record.